This is a messenger RNA of Emys orbicularis (European pond turtle), 1251 nucleotides long. RefSeq names its product protein kinase cAMP-dependent type II regulatory subunit beta (gene PRKAR2B). The coding region runs from base 1 to 1251 and encodes 416 amino acids. Gene Ontology annotation, biological process: negative regulation of cAMP-dependent protein kinase activity. The transcript is spliced from 12 exons. NCBI's taxonomy places the organism in Eukaryota, Metazoa, Chordata, Testudines, Emydidae. Gene Ontology annotation, cellular component: cAMP-dependent protein kinase complex. The record is from RefSeq and is a predicted model, not a curated record. Gene Ontology annotation, molecular function: cAMP binding; protein kinase A catalytic subunit binding; cAMP-dependent protein kinase inhibitor activity.
AUGAGCAUCUCCAUCCCGGCGGGGCUGACGGAGCUGCUGCAGGGCUUCACCGUGGAGGUGCUGCGGAGCCAGCCCGGGGACCUGCUGGAGUUCGCGCUCCAGUACUUCGGGCGCCUCAAGGCGGAGGCGGCGGAGAGCGGCGCCGGGGGCGGCUCCCCCGCGCCGGGCCAUGAGAGGGGCAGCCUGGCGCCCCGCAGGGCCCCCACCAGGGGGGUCAGCUUCGCCGAGGAGCCCAUGCAGACCGACUCGGAGAGCGGGGACGAGGAGGAGGAAUUCGCCGGUAAGGGCGGGGCCUUUAAAUCUCCAGUGAUAAACCGGUUCACUAGACGGGCAUCAGUAUGUGCAGAAGCUUACAAUCCUGAUGAAGAAGAGGACGACACCGAGUCAAGGAUUAUUUACCCCAAAACAGAUGAUCAACGAAACAGAUUGCAAGAGGCUUGCAAGGACAUUCUUCUUUUUAAGAACCUAGAUCCGGAACAGAUGUCUCAGGUAUUAGAUGCUAUGUUUGAAAAGCUGGUUGAAGGAGGGGAGCAUGUCAUUGAUCAAGGUGAUGAUGGUGAUAACUUCUAUGUAAUUGAUAGAGGAACAUAUGACAUUUAUGUAAAAUGUGACGGUGUUGGGAGGUGUGUUGGUACCUAUGAUAACCGUGGAAGUUUUGGUGAGUUGGCCUUAAUGUACAAUACACCCAGAGCAGCUACCAUAAUUGCUACAUCUCCUGGUGCUGUAUGGGGUUUGGACAGGGUAACAUUCCGGAGAAUCAUUGUAAAAAACAAUGCCAAAAAGAGAAGAAUGUAUGAAAAUUUUAUUCAGUCAUUGCCAUUCCUUAAAUCUUUAGAACUAUCUGAACGCUUGAAAGUGGUGGAUGUAAUAGGCACCAAAAUAUACAAAGAUGGAGAACAAAUCAUUACUCAGGGAGACAUGGCUGAUUGUUUUUUCAUUGUAGAAUCUGGAGAAGUGAGAAUUACUAUGAAAAGGAAGAAUAAACAGGAUGUAGAAGAGAAUGGGGCGGUUGAAAUAGCCCGGUACUCCAGAGGACAGUAUUUUGGAGAACUUGCUCUUGUAACUAACAAACCUCGAGCAGCUUCAGCAUUUGCUCUUGGCACUGUCAAGUGUUUAGUUAUGGAUGUACAGGCAUUUGAAAGGCUUUUGGGACCUUGUAUGGAAAUUAUGAAAAGAAACAUUGCAAACUAUGAGGAGCAGCUAGUUGCUCUGUUUGGAACAAACAUGGACAUUGCUGAUCCCAGUGCAUGA